This is a messenger RNA of Helobdella robusta, 441 nucleotides long. RefSeq lists its product as hypothetical. Lineage: Eukaryota; Metazoa; Annelida; Clitellata; Rhynchobdellida; Glossiphoniidae. The transcript is spliced from 4 exons. The record is from RefSeq and is a predicted model, not a curated record. The coding region runs from base 1 to 441 and encodes 146 amino acids.
AUGAAGCCCUCCUUCACACUGAACAGCAACAACAAUGUUGGCCAACUCCUCGUCUCCUUCCAAUUCAUCAACCUCCAGUUGAAAUGCUCCCGGGCGGAUAUUUUAAAAGUGGAAAUAGCAUCGACCUGCAUCGAAGGAUCGGUUGCCACCAAGCCAUCGCUGUGUAAAGUUGAGAACGAUUGCAACCUUAAUUAUCAGUGGAAUUCUGAUCAGAUUCCUUUGUUGAGUCCGAUAAUUGACGAUCUGGAGCAGCUGGAGGAACAACAUCUACUUCUCUCUGUCUACAAUGAUGCUCUGGAAUCGCUUGGUUGGUUGUAUGAUGCUCCGUUCAAGUUUGCUUACACUGAUUAUGAUGAUGACAUUGUUGAUGACAGCGAUGUUGAAUGCAAUGACGUUGAUGAUUACAAGCAUGAUUAUGAUUCUGUUGCGAUAAUUUUUUAA